ACCCCAGGGGCUCCACUUAUUGUUCCUCACUCGCCUCUUUUCUUUCUACUUCUCAUCAGGGUUUUACUUUUAGCUUAAACCCGCGGCCAUGGCGACGAGAGCAGCAGUGGCGGCGCCGCGCGUUUUGCGGCGGUUUUUCUGCACAAACUCAGCCUCUUCUUCUUUCCCCUUCGUUCCUACGCUGCCUCCCGGUGCCACCCCCGCCCCAACCCGACCCACGGCGGAGCCCAACACCAACCUCUUCGUCUCUGGUCUUAGUAAACGUACUAAUACAGAAAGGCUUCGAGAGGAGUUUGCAAAGUUCGGUGAAGUUGUUCAUGCAAGGGUGGUAACUGAUCGAGUCUCAGGUUACUCUAAGGGGUUUGGUUUUGUUCAAUAUGCUACAAUAGAAGAUGCUGCAAAGGGCAUUGAAGGCAUGGAUGGCAAGUUUUUGGACGGUUGGGUUAUAUUUGCAGAGUAUGCGAGACCAAGACCUCCACCAGGCCAACCUCUAAAUAGCAACAGUUCUCAGUAUGGCCGGCAGUGAUUCCUGUUAUUUAUCUAAAACGUUCUUAUGCCCAUUGAACUGGUUGUCUCAAUUAGCAAUUGCAAUUCAAAAAGUAUUAUUUAUUAGGGCAUGGAUGCUCGGGUGAUCUUUAAUUAUCUAUAAAAGUUCUAGAUUAUUGUAAUGGGAGGAUAACUUAUGAUAUUGUUGUAAUGCAAGAUUUCUCGUUGAUAGCCUUGCAUAUUUUGUGGUUAUGGUUACUCCAAAGUAGCUUCCUGUUUGUACUUAAGUAGAUUGAUGCCAAUGUCUGGACACGAUGGGGUUAUCUGGUCUGAUAAUCCCUUACCCUUAUACUUGAAACGAGAUAAAAAUGAUUAUUGUCUACGAUAUAUGAACAUGUUAUCAUAUACUUUUCUGGGA
This is a messenger RNA of Glycine soja, 904 nucleotides long. Its product is annotated as organelle RRM domain-containing protein 2, mitochondrial-like. Lineage: Eukaryota; Viridiplantae; Streptophyta; Magnoliopsida; Fabales; Fabaceae. The record is from RefSeq and is a predicted model, not a curated record. The transcript is spliced from 4 exons. The coding region runs from base 89 to 526 and encodes 145 amino acids. Gene Ontology annotation, cellular component: mitochondrion. Gene Ontology annotation, molecular function: RNA binding. Gene Ontology annotation, biological process: mitochondrial mRNA modification.